Molecule: messenger RNA, 2643 nt
Organism: Thecamonas trahens ATCC 50062
Lineage: Eukaryota; Apusomonadida; Apusomonadidae
Exons: 2
Coding region: 21-2591 (856 amino acids)
Biological process (GO): activation of GTPase activity; regulation of small GTPase mediated signal transduction
Cellular component (GO): cytoplasm
Molecular function (GO): GTPase activator activity
Source: RefSeq, a predicted model, not a curated record
CACGCCAACGAACAACGACCAUGGCCACCGGCACGUCCAACUCGUCGUCUUUGUAUGUGCGCAAGAACGGGUUCUGGUACGAGGACGGAGACGCAGACAUUGCCGAGCUGGGCGCGUCUGACUUGGGCUCGGCGGCUCGGAGGGCAGCGGGCGAACAUAGGGACGGCAGCGAUGGCGAAAAGAGUGGUGGCGGGGGAAGUGGUGGGGACAUACUCUCCAAGCUCAAGAGAAGGUCAAAGAGGCGGUCGCGGUCGGCAUCGGCAAGCUCGACAGGCGUAUACGCGUUGGAGGAUCCCAACUUUGACAUUACCUGGUAUGCAAAGUACUUUGUGGGCGCAGAGCACACCAACUAUGUGGCAGACGCAGACGCAGAGUACGGCAACGUGGUUGUGUCAACGCUCCGGAUCUCGGAUGCUCAUGAUCCACACUACCGGGUCAUUGUCAUCACAAAGUACAACACCGAUCGCCACCUGGUGCCCAAUCCCAAGAACAAGAAGCUCCCGCUUAAGGAUCUGCUUGGCGCUGUCCGCAAGGGCUACACUCGGCUGGCCAAGAAGCUCAAGAAGGUCUCGAACUUGGCCAUGCAGAAGGACAUUCUCAAGAUCGAGGACAUGGAGUCGAUCGACAAGUACAAGUUUGGCGUCCUCCUUGUCAAGCCUGGACAGACCAACGAGGCCGACAUGUUUGGCAACGAGCAUCCGAGCCCAGCCUUUACCGAGUUCCUGCAGUGCCUCGGCGACGAAAUCACCCUCGCGGGGUGGGACGGCUACCGCGCCGGGCUCGACACCAAGUACGGCAACACCGGCGAGACUUCGUACUACACCGAGAUCCACGGGUGCAAGGUCAUGUUCCACGUCUCGACCUGCCUCCCCUUUACUCCGGGCGAGGGUGCCGAGAUGACGCAGCAGCUCCAGCGGAAGCGGCACAUCGGCAACGACGUUGUCGUCAUCGUCUUUAUUGACGCCGACGAGGACUCGGGCACCGCCUUUGACACCGAGUGCAUCUCGUCGCAGUUCAACCACGUGUGGGCCAUUGUCCAGCCGACAAACAAGGCGUCGCGGCAGACGCAGUACAAGGUCGCCGUCGCCGCCAACGAGGCUGUCAAGUACUUUAUGCCCAUCCUCCCGCAGCCGCCGGUCUUUACCCACGGGGCAAACUUCCGCGAGUGGCUCCUCACCAAGAUGAUCAACGGCGAGCGGAGCGCCAUGCACUCGGAGGCCUUUGUCAAGCUCUCGGAGCGGACCAAGGAGCUCAUGCUCGGCGACAUCGUCUCCACCUACAUGGGCGCCCGCGUCACCAACCAGGCCAAGGAGCAGGCGCUUCGCAAGCAGAUCGAAGCCAUGGUGAGCGGCAAGGCGAGUGGGAAGCCCAAGCAGAGCGUCAACAUCUUUGACGCUGCCCCUGUCGGCUCGUCGUUCCCCGGCGAGAUCCGCGCCCUCGGCUUUUAUGGCGAGUCCAUCGUCUACGGCACCGACGCUGGCCUCUUUGUCCGCACACCGGGCGCGUCCGCAGAUGCCCCCCUCUCCGACGCCGGCCCCGUCCAUGAGCUCGUUGUCGUCUCGGACAUUGCCGUCGCCGUUGCCGUUCUCGGCAAAAAGCGCCAGACGUACGUGUUCUCGCUCGCCUCGGCCACCGCCGGACUCUCCUCCAGCGGGACGCUCCUCACCGCGCCGGCCAUGAAAAAGGCCACCCUUCUCGCCUACGGCACCUACUCGACCACCCCACUCCUCGCCGUCGCCUGCUCCAGCGCCGUCUUUGUCUUUCAGUGGUCCGGCUCCGGCUUUGUCCUCACCCAGUCGCACACUCUCCCCACCACUGUCACCGUGCUCAAGUUCUUCAAGUCGUUCCUCGUCAUCGGCUUUGGCCACGCCUUUGAGGUCAUCGACCUCGAGACCUCGAGCAUCUCGCCGCUCCGCGCUUCGGACGACAAGCUCUCUCCUGUCGCUGUCUGUGUUGUCGACGCCCAGCUCAUGCUCGUCUUUGCUGACGAGGGCGUGUUUGUCAACGUGAAGGGCGUGACCACUCAGGACUUUGCCCUCAAGUGGACCACCCUCCCCACCGCAACAUGCUUCAUUGACCCGUACAUUCUCUCCUUCACCCGCAACUUUGUCGAGAUCCGCACAAAGGUCACCGGCCGCCUCGUCCAGACCAUGCAGAUCAACGACUGCGCUUUCCACUCGGUCCACCGCAACGCCGCAGGCUCGCGCGCCGCCGUCGUUACCUCCUACGACCCCACUUCUGACGCCACCUCGCUCCUCCUCCUCUCGCUGGCAAACCACACCUCGGUUGGCGCUGGCCUUGCCGUCCUCUCUGACUCGGUCGCCUCCAUCAUGGCCUCGGUCGCCUCGCUCCCACUCCCGGCACACUCGGCCCUCGAUGGCCUUCCCGCUGCAGAAGCGCCGGCGCCGUCGGUCUUUGCCCCCGCGCCGCCACUCCCUCUCGCCCCCCCGCUCGCCGCGGCCCGCAAGGCUGCGCUUGGCUCUUCAGCCGCCGCCGGCUCGUCCGGUCUCGAACUCGCUGACGGCAUGACCGAUGCUGACGCCGAGUGGGUGGCCCAGCUGCAGGAGAGCCUGCUCCAGGCUUCGGCCUGAUCAGCCCCCCCCCCCCUCCCCCCCAUUCUCAUUGAAGCCGUGUUCUUUUACC